GCCUACUAUCUCCGGAAGUUCACGGAUCAUCAAUUCAAUGUCACAAUAUUUGAAAAAAACAGCUAUGUUGGAGGUCGGGCGACCAAUAUUAACUUUGAUGGAGUCGAAGCAGAGCUGGGGGCUAGCAUGUUUAUUGAGGACAAUAGAAUCUUAUACAAUGCUUUUCGCAAACAGUUCUUCAGAGUCCACCUCGUUCGCACUGUGGAACGGAGAGUCCUUUGACUACAUAUUGGAGCCUUCGUCAAACUCUUGGGUCACAUACCUAAAGCUUGUGUGGAGAUUUGGGCUUUACUCCAUUGCAGCUGUAAAGUAUCAGCAGCAAACAGCCAUGAAGACGUUUCUUACAGAAUACUACGAAAAAUAUUACCCUUUAUCCUCUCUCAACUUGGUCACUGAUCUGCUGAAAUAUACAUCUGUGACAGCCAAGGAACUCUUCAAUUCUAUAUGGGUGGGCGCUAACUACCAGAGCUUUGUGCAAUCACUGACCCGAAAUAAUUACGCUCAGAAUCUAGGUACAAUACAUUCUUUGGGAAGUUUAGUGCUGCUCUCUGGAGAGUCCUCAUUCCAUGUUGAGGGAGGAAAUAAUCAAAUAUUUCAGAAAUGGAUACAAGCCUCCGAUGCUGAUCUGCGACUCAAUACCACAGUAACAGCAAUUUCUAAAACAUUGUCAGGAUAUGUUGUCUCUUACGGCUCGCACACCGAGGAGUUCGAUAUCGUUGUCCUUGCAGGACCAUAUGACCAGUUGAACAUCCAAACCAACAUCUCUGUAUCGCUAGUCAGCGCUGAAUAUGUCCAUCUCUUUGUGACCCUGGUUAGAACGCCAAAUCUGCUGUCGGAAAGCUCCUACUUCAACAAUAAGAAGACUCCGCAAACAAUCUUAACCACAGGUGGUGAUGAGUUCAACUCAAUUGGCCUUGUGGGAUACAGUGAAAAGUUCCAGGAGUAUGUCUAUAAAGUGUUCAGCUUCCAAACCCUGGAUGAGCAACUGCUGCAUGACAUAUUUGGAAACUACUCAAACAAGUACGAGAAAAUCUGGUACAGCUAUCCAUAUUUGAAUCCAAUAAGCAGGUUCGACGAAUUUAAGCUUGCAGAGAACCUCUACUACCUCAAUGGCAUGGAACAAUUUAUAAGCACCAUGGAGACUUCUUCACUAGCAGGUGCUACCGUUGCUGGGUUAAUAGCCCAAGGAAGAAAUACUACCCAGAUAACAGUGCCGUAAAUGUCAUGCACUAAAUUACAUAUGAUAUACAGAGGCCUUAGAAUUGAAAAUUAGCUAACCGAUAUCUUAUGUCCCUGCGAAAGAUCGUCUUUGGAAUCGGGCUCAGGCUGGCUGGCUUCGUCUUUGGUUUCGCGUAUCAUGUUCAUAAUGGAAAGGUCUAUAGCUGAUGCUGAGUCGGGAUUCGGUUCGAUUCUAGCAUCAGGGUGACGGAAAGUAUGAGCCUUGAUCGGACUUUGCAAAGCUACAGCACCGGCAAAGUACUCGUGGUCUGCACUGCGACGCUGGCUGUGAGGUGUCGGAGGAUCUGAAGAGACCGUAGUCAUUGUGGUAGCUUGCGUGAUCACUGGGAGUGCAGGGGCAGCCAGGCUAAUCUUGCUGAUUGGGUUAGCUUCCUGAGAUGGCUUUCUUGAGGAACUUGUGACUAGUGAUGAGUUCGAUGCGUUGACCUGCCUUGUCAAAAGCACCCCUGAAGGAUAAACAUUCUCGUCAAUUGAGACCGCCCUCGAUGGCUGGCUUGAAGCGACUGGUGAAGGAAGCUGUGACGCUUGGUCCGGCUGAGGUUUUUCAAAAGUGUAGUUCGCACUAACUGGGGUAGCCAAGGUUGUAGUCUUCGAAGCCUCAGAUACGGGCACUGCUGAACUGAUUUGUUCCCACAAGUUCCCUGUCGCUGAAGAUUGUACUGAAGAUGUCUUCUGGGAGAACGGUUUCUGCGGAGGAAGCAUGUGAUCAGAAGAAUUCAAUAGAUUUUUGUUUGGCGUCAAUAUCUGAGCUUGAGGGGUGACCACCUGCGUCUUGUGGCUGUCCAAAUUCAAAGGCGGGGGUUUUGACCUUUGUGAGGCCCUUGAAUCGAUAGAAUCCCGUGCAUCCUCAUGUUUUUCCUUGGAAGAUACACUCACGCGAGAUUGAGAGCUCAUCCGAUUGUUCAACAUAUCCGAUGACAUCGAAUUAUCUCCGGUGGUCGUGGUAGUAAUUACCUUGUUGAUGUUCAUUGUGGAAACACUUUCGGCCAUCUUUGAAAUAAUGCUUGGGUCCAGAAACUUAUUCAACUUUAAUUGAGCGGAUUUUGCAUCAAGCAAUAACCUCGACUCAAAUAUUCCCGGCCUUGAGCCAUCAAUGCGCAGAUCGUUUGAGUAAUCAACUCCAUUAAACAAGUUGAACAACUCUAUUCUGUAACCUCUGUUGCUAGCCAAUGGGUUACCAACUAAGUACAAGAUGUUGAGCUUCACAACGUUAUUAUUCAUCAAAAAAAGCGGCUUCAUCUCAGCAACCUUGGACAACUUGUUCUGUCGCAAAUCAAUCUUCUCCAAUGAUGUGGCAUUCUCCAAAGUAUCCAAAUUUGUUAGCUGAUUACCACGCAAGUUUAGGAUGGCCAAUUUGGUCAGCGUCUUUGGGAACGUUUUUGUAUUCAUGAGCUUGUUAUAGGACAGGUUCAGUGACUUGAGAUUAUGAAGUUUGGCCAGUGCAGCGUGCGGGAUCUCCGUCAGGUUAUUAUAAGACAGGUCAAGAGACGAUAAAUUCUCCAAAUUGGUGAACGCUUCUUCGUUAAUUCUUGUUAUCUUGUUCUCUGUGAGCGACAAAUGUUUUAGUAAUCUCCAAUGGAUCUUAGACAAUUCAUGCGGGUUUGAAGAUAUAGGAAUCUGGUCAAUAGUAGGAAGUGUAUCUUUCGGGGUGUACCGUGAUUUGUGCUGGUACUGAUAUUGUCUCCUAGG
Messenger RNA from Ogataea polymorpha, 2928 nucleotides. RefSeq lists its product as uncharacterized. The coding region runs from base 38 to 1219 and encodes 393 amino acids. The record is from RefSeq and is a predicted model, not a curated record. Lineage: Eukaryota; Fungi; Ascomycota; Pichiomycetes; Pichiales; Pichiaceae. The transcript is spliced from 2 exons. Gene Ontology annotation, molecular function: prenylcysteine oxidase activity. Gene Ontology annotation, biological process: prenylcysteine catabolic process; prenylated protein catabolic process.